Messenger RNA from Zalophus californianus (California sea lion), 2018 nucleotides. It is a transcript of the gene CXCR6, whose product is annotated as C-X-C motif chemokine receptor 6. The record is from RefSeq and is a predicted model, not a curated record. Gene Ontology annotation, biological process: immune response; G protein-coupled receptor signaling pathway; chemotaxis. Lineage: Eukaryota; Metazoa; Chordata; Mammalia; Carnivora; Otariidae. The coding region runs from base 115 to 1149 and encodes 344 amino acids. Gene Ontology annotation, cellular component: membrane. The transcript has 2 exons. Gene Ontology annotation, molecular function: coreceptor activity; C-X-C chemokine receptor activity.
CAGUCAACGGAAACACAGGCCACAUCACACAGAGACAGAGGCAGACCUUGCUGCUUCAAACAAGCUCAUUUCUGGGACAAACUUGAGAGAGCCUCUCCGCUGACGUUCGCGAGAAUGUGUGCCACGGAGGAGAACGACUACGUGGAGCCAGGGUUCUUCAACACUUCCAGUGACGGCAGCCAGGGGCACAAACGCUUCCUGGAGUUCCGCAAGUUCUUUCUGCCUUCCAUGUACCUGGUGGUGUUCAUCUGUGGCCUGCUGGGUAACUCACUGGUGCUGGUCGUACACAUCUCCUACCAGAAGCUGAAGAGCCUGACGGAUGUGUUCCUGAUGAACCUGCCCUUGGCUGACCUGGUGUUUGUCUGCACUCUGCCCUUCUGGGCCUACGCAAGCAUCCACGAGUGGGUCUUUGGCAAGGUCGUGUGUAAAACCCUGCUGGGCAUCUACACUUUGAACUUCUACACGUCCAUGCUCAUUCUCACCUGCAUCACCAUGGACCGCUUCAUUGCAGUGGUUCGGGCCACCAAGGCCUACAACCAGCAGGCCAGGCGGAUGGCCUGGGGCAAGGCCAUCUGCUUGCUAAUCUGGGUGAUCUCCCUGCUGGUUUCCCUGCCACAGAUCAUCUACGGCAACGUCCAUUAUCUCGACAAGCUCGUCUGUGGUUAUCACAAUGAGGAGAUUUCCACUGUAGUUCUUGCUACCCAGAUGACACUGGGGUUCUUCCUGCCACUGCUCGCCAUGAUGGUGUGCUACUCAGUCAUCAUCAAGACCCUGCUUCAUGCCCGAGGCUUCCAGAAGCACAAGUCUCUGAAGAUCAUCUUCCUGGUGGUGGCUGUGUUCCUGCUGACCCAGACGCCCUUCAACCUUGUGAAGCUCAUCCGCAGCACGAGCUGGGAGUACGCCACGAUGACCAGCUUCCACUAUGCCAUCGUCGUUACAGAGGCCAUCGCCUACCUGCGGGCCUGCCUUAAUCCUGUGCUCUAUGCCUUUGUUGGCUUGAAGUUUCGGAGGAACUUCUGGAAACUUAUGAAGGACAUUGGCUGCCUCCCUUGCCUGGGGGUCUCGACUCAAUGGAAGUCUUCCGAGGAUGCUUCCAAGACCUAUUCUGCCUGUCACAACGUGGAGGCCACCAGCAUGUUCCAGCUGUAGGCCUUGCCCGGGCUUGGAGAGCUGCUCAGGAGCUUGCAGGAGCACGGCUGUGUGCUCUGGAUGGGAUGAGGGAGGCUUUGUUUAUGGCUUGCGCUUUCUCAUGGAGAAGUCACCCCACCCUGUAGCUGGUGUGUGACGCUGCUUCUCGGGCAUGAACACAUUCUGCUCUCCUCUCGAAGCCCCAGGCCUAAAGCUCAGUGCGUCGGGGAGAGGGGAAGCUCUAAGAACCGGAAGGGCUUUCCUUCCUCUAGCCCCAAGAACGCUGGCUCCCAGGGAAUGAUGUGUGACCCUUAAGACCUUAGGUUCUCCUUCCUGGGGACUGGGACUAAACGCUGAAGAGGGGAGCCUGGCCACACAGCUGCUGAGGGCAGGUGAUACUCCAGGCUCCCCAGUUCAGAAGACUCCUCUGGUCACUGGGAAGCAGGGAGAUUAGAACAGCCAUGAAAGCGAGUCCUGGGCCGCAUGGCUGGGACCUCAACCACCAGGCACCUGACAGAAAUGAGAACAGGCUCUGCCUCACCUGGGGGCUGGGUGUCUCACCUUUAUAUAGAGAGAUGCUUAUAUUCUCUCUGAUUAAUCCUGGAAGGAGGAACACCAGGGAACAUGAAUGGGCCCAGACCAAUUAGCUGCGGGCUCCAGGGGCCCACAGAACGCUGGGAAAAUGUGCAAAGCAGAGUUUAAGACGGUCGUGAAUCUAAGCGGCAUUUCUGAAAUGUAUUCUUUGGUGGGUUUGCUCAUUUAAAAACUAAAUUGUCCAAUGCCUGAUACACUCAACGCACAUAUAAUCAUGUAUCAGUAUAUAUAGAAUACAAAUACGCCUGUAUCAAACAGCAUAUGAUUUUCAUGACGAAGAAAUAAAACCUUUUUAA